GCGUUCGCUGGCGCAGUGUCCCGUGUGGAGAGAGAGGGAGAAGUUUGCUCUGCCUGCAUCGCAGCCUCGGCGCUGCUGGAAUCGAACACAACAAUGGCGACUCCCAGUUCCAGCAGCAACUCAACAACCUCCAGCGGAAACAGCAACAUUGCAGGAUCCACCUCGCACCACCAUCACCCGCAAACACAACACAUGACCACCGUCAGCAGCAUGCAAGAAAGCAACACGUGCUGGAGGUGUCAAAACGAAACAGGUAAACGUAAAGCCCUGAAGCUGAACUUCGCCAACCCUUCAGUGAAGCCAGCUACCAGGUUGCCCCUCAACCCCUCACCUUCAACUGCACCUUCCUUCCAGAACCCACACAUAGAGCGUAUGAGGACACACAGUAUCGAGUCGUCGGGGAAGCUGAAGAUUUCUACGGAGAAGGCCUGUGACUUCACGGCCGAGGACCUGAGGGACCUGGGAGAGAUCGGCCGCGGGGCCUACGGCUCCGUCAACCAGAUGCAGCACAAACCCAGUGGACAGAUCAUGGCCGUCAAGAGGAUCCGCUCCACGGUGGAUGAGAAGGAACAGAAGCAGCUGCUGAUGGAUCUAGACGUGGUGAUGAGGAGUAGUGACUGUCUCUACAUCGUUCAGUUCUACGGAGCUCUCUUCAGAGAGGGUGACUGUUGGAUAUGUAUGGAACUAAUGUCUACCUCAUUCGACAAAUUCUACAAAUGUGUAUAUUGUUCGUUAGAUGACGUCAUUCCAGAGGAAAUAUUAGGCAAAAUUACAUUAGCAACCGUUAAAGCGCUGAACCACUUAAAAGAAAACUUGAAAAUAAUUCACAGAGACAUCAAACCUUCCAACAUUCUCAUGGAUCGUAACGGCAACAUCAAGCUGUGUGACUUUGGCAUCAGUGGUCAGCUGGUGGACUCUAUAGCCAAGACCAGAGACGCAGGCUGCAGACCCUACAUGGCACCGGAGAGGAUAGACCCCAGUGCAUCCAGACAAGGCUACGACGUCCGAUCUGACGUGUGGAGUUUGGGGAUAACCCUGUAUGAGUUGGCCACCGGCAGAUUCCCGUACCCCAAGUGGAAUAGCGUGUUUGAUCAGCUGACCCAGGUGGUGAAGGGCGAGCCGCCGCAGCUCUGCAACUCUGAGGACAGGCAGUUCUCCCCCAAGUUCAUCAACUUUGUCAAUUUAUGCCUCACAAAGGAUGAGUCAAAACGGCCCAAGUACAAGGAGCUCCUGAAACACCCGUUCAUCCUGAUGUACGAGGAGAGGUUUGUGGACGUGGCCAGCUACGUGUGUCGUAUCCUGGACCAGAUCCCUGCCUCCCCUAUCUCCCCUAUGUAUGUGGACUGACUGGGGGGGGGGAAAUCAGUACACCGCGACACACAACGCAUGACAUCCCCUGCCCUCAGUUACUAUAGUAACAAGGUGUUUGUUUCCAUGUUCCAAAGAACAUGAGAACAAUUCCAUGUUCCAAACCAAUCGCUCUGUGCAAUACGAUAAUACACACAUACUUGUCGCCACCCUGUUCAAUGUCCAUAAAAACAUCUAGAUUAUCCUCCCGUCUUCAGACAGCUAAACUUGAAGACAUUCAAUUGGCUCAACGCAUAUACACAACGGUCAUCUUUUUUUAUGUGCUAGGGAGAAAAAAAACGGUUUAGAGUCAAUAUAUGGGUGUAUACUUGAAAAUCGAUGUUACCAAAUAAACAAACAUGUUGGAAAGUGCCGCUCAUGACGUUAUGAAAAAGAGUCAUCUAUUUGGAUUGUACAUUGUGGACUGUAUUGUAUGUAUGCGUUUGUGUGCUCACCUCUACGUCGUAGACAGAUGUAAUGCAGACAGACUUGUCUGAGCGAGACACUCAAAUCUCUCAGUAUGCUGUGGGCACCUUAACUCAUUGUAAAUGAAGGGGUCUGAUGAUCUAAAAGUUAUCGUUCCCUGAAACACAGAUCGAUGGUGUAAACGUGGCUUUAUUUUCUUAAUAUGCAAUUUUACAGUAUGACUCCAAAUGUUGUUCUCUGCUAACUGUACAGUAGGAUUGUAAAUCUAUAUGUGUGUGUACAUCUCAAAACAGUCUGCUAUUGUUCACCGGUUCUGUUCAGCAGUCAGGACUUGUUACCACGGACGCACUCGACAAUGUCUCCUCAAGCAGUUAUAAGAGUACACAGUUCUCCACCUGCCACACGUUGCAAACUGGAUGAAGUUACAGCCAGUCGGCUAGCUAUUAAACCUAUCACUUUGCAAGACGUCACAAGUUGAACACGUGUCGGAUAUACAUUUCAUUGCUUGACCAGGUCAGUGCUGCAUCUGUCUGUGUAAAAGGAGUGUCCGACCCCCACGACAGUCAUGUUAUACUACAGCGCUGUUCAGCUGCCCAGCCUGCCUGAUCACACACAGAAUCUAAAUCGGCAUGUGGCUCGGGCCGCUCACCAUGAUACGAGGCUCGCACUGAUGGAAGGUUCUGUUUCCCUCGUCAACCCUUAGGCAACAUGUAGGGCGCAUCUCAAUAGUGUCUAGUGAAAUCCUCUUCUUGUCCCCUAGACAGGUGAACAUGGAAUAGAUGUUGCUGAUAGGCUUUCACCUAUCCUGUGUAGUCUGAUCAGUGCAGAUUGUUGUGUAUUUGGGUCUCGAGUGGCCUAAGGGACUGCAUUGCGGUGCUAGAGGCGUCACUACAGACCCUGGUUCGUUCCCAGGCGGUGUUACAACCGGCCGUGAUUGGGAGUCCCAUAGGGCGGCGCACAAUUGGCCCAGCGUCAUCCGGGUUUGGGCCGGGGUAGGCCGUCAUUGUAAAUAAGAACUAGUUCUCAACUGACUUGCCUAGUUAAACUACGGCAAAAUAAAAAGAUGAAUGAGAGGUGAGGAAGUCACUCUAUUUCGCGCUCAGAAAUCCACGGCGUCAGUCUUGUCAGGUCACCCACGUUCAGUGUAUAAUACUGUAGCGAAGCAAAAGAAACAUGGAGCUCCUUAGCUAGUGAACCAAACUGCAGGGGUUCAGCAUCGCUAUGUUGGAACCUGGGUUGUUUCACUAAGCACAGUCGAUGCGUUUGCCAGAUAACUUCAAUGACCCUUUCAGAUGUAACUCCCAGGUUACUAUAUGUGAUAUUAAGAACUAGAAAAAUACACAAUUGUUUUUGAAUGUUUAGGAAAUGUAGCUGGCUAACAUUUCAUGAAGCUAAAUUGUGCUUCACGAAAUGCCCCCUUGGAAAAGCCACGGGUCAGGGACAAGUGUUUCGUAUAGAAAUGUCACGUACAUAUGCAGCUUAUUCAGGAGAGAGGAAAUGUACAGAAUAUUCGGAUAGAAAUGUACUGCAUAGACCUGACCUGAUUCCCUGUUACGUGGAGUACGGAAUCCAGUCGUUUCUAUUCGUUGCGUUUCUGUCUGAAUAGUCCUAAACUUUGCACGCCUCUGAAGAAGCCUAUGCUCUUAUAAGCUGAGAUGUGGAAAACUAAUGGUUAAAUGGUGAAUUGCAAUUUAUUGGAAUGUUCAUAUUAUAGAUCAUACAAUGUUAAGGGCAAUGAGUAUUAUAUUGUAAAUUGAUCAAGGGUAAAAAAAAAAAAAAUUAUAAUAAAAGUUCACAUUGAGAAAAUACAUAGUGCUGUAUUGUGAACCUGGGUCGUAGACAAAGGUACAACACAGAAACAAUGAUUAUUUGUGUUUAAAGUUUAUUGCUUUCUCUCCUACAGUAAUGCACUGCUAUGGAAAGCUGUUCAGUGGCCAAGCAACAGGGAAGCUUUCUGUCAGAUGUGAAAUGUUGAUGUAAAAAGAGAAAAGAAAGUCAUCCCUCUACAUUAGGUGAUCAGGAUGGAGCACAUGACCUGUGUGGCUGUUGUAAAUGCCUAAUGGCGUGGUGACAAACCUCAACUGAUCUUGGGUGAAAUCCUAUAAACAAGGGUGCGACAGUUUAAUUAAGAAGUAACAAGAGGGGAAAAAAGUUGUUUGAGAGAAAUUUUUGGUCAAAAAAAUAAAUAAAUAAAAUAACAAUGAUACUGAACCAAAUCUGACUGAUAGCCAAUCCAAGACAAAGUUAGAGUUUUGAACGUUCUUCUGCAUUCCGGUGUACAUUGAACAGUGACUGAAUAUUCUGGUCGUGUUCCUCUGUUCAGACGUUGCUGACACAUGUCAGAUCUUACAACGCCUGGACAGGUAUUUUACGUAUCAGCUAACCGCAUGCAAUGUCUGAGCAGGGGAACACAACCUCUUUUCUUCGAGGCAGAACCUUAACCUCAUUCCUUGAAAGCUCUAGUUCGUGCUCCUGAAGUGAAUCCAUAUGAGCCAAGCCUGCGCCAAUGGUAGAGCAGCGGUCAGAUGACCUAAACAUCACAAUAUCUCAGACAAUCUCAUUGGCACUGUGGUGGUUAAAUUACGGAGUGGCUUCCCACUGACCUUUUUUUCAGAGCAUUAGUCUUGAUGCUUCUGGCAUUUGCUUGUCCUCUACUAGUAAAGAACACGCUACUCUGGCGAAUGUUGCUCAUUUAAUAAAGUUAUGUCUGCAAGAUCACAAUGAUAUGUAGACUACUAACAUAACGGAAUAUAAUGACAUAUUAUAACGUUACUGUGAAACAAAAACCCACACCGAAUAUUUCUCUCAUGUGGCCAAAACAGACGCUGCAUGGACGUUUCACCGGUAAAAAAAAAAAAAAAAAAAAAAAAAAAAAAAAUUAUAGUUCACGAUUGACGGUGCGGAAUGUGAAGGGAAAGAGACCACACAAAUGUGUGCGUAAAGAAACACGUGCGCAGAACAUGAUCCGCACGUGAGCAGAAGCUUGGGGACCUUUAGCGCUCAAAAAAAAAAAAAAAAAAAAAGUCAGUGAAAAAUUGAUUCCCACAGCCAUGGGUUUAAAAUUAUACCCAUAGUUACGUUUACAUAUUCUAACGGUCCCUAUUCGUUUAGCUAUAGACCACAUCAUACAUGUAUUGCAGAUGGGUUUAUUAUUUUUGGUAUAUUUACAUCUCAGUAAACUAUUUUUCAUUUCCUGAUUCAUAAUCAUUCUACAGAUCCUACCCUAAACCUCUGCAGCA
Messenger RNA from Oncorhynchus mykiss (rainbow trout), 5012 nucleotides. RefSeq names its product dual specificity mitogen-activated protein kinase kinase 4. Lineage: Eukaryota; Metazoa; Chordata; Actinopteri; Salmoniformes; Salmonidae. Gene Ontology annotation, molecular function: JUN kinase kinase activity; ATP binding. The record is from RefSeq and is a predicted model, not a curated record. Gene Ontology annotation, biological process: MAPK cascade; protein phosphorylation.